GAUAUUCUCAAGAAAAGCUUGCAUAUUGUAACUGUAAUAUUAUAUAACAAAGUUCAUUGCCCCCCUCUCAUCCUUGCUGACUUUUCCUCCGCUCCGCCCAGUUGACAGCAUAUAAUGACAGGAAAAAGAAAGUUGUACCCAAAACAUCUCCCUGGAGAUAGGCGUUGAUCUCAGAACCUUCUGCGGAUUUUGAGAAGUUUUGCGUUGGAGAGCUGUGCAUAAGCCGGAGAUAACAGAACCCUUGUCAAUGGAGGUGUUUAAUUUUGGUUGGUCUCUGCGGAUUUUGUUUCUUUUAACAUUUCACGGUUUUGUCUGCUUUGUGUUGGUUGGCAAGGGUGUCCAAGCUCAAGCUACCACGAGCACUGACCCAGCUGAUGCUAGUGCUUUUAGAAGCAUAUCACGACAAUGGAGUCUUCAAUCCUCUGCUUCGUGGAAUCUAACCGAACCAUGCACCGGGACUGCCGUCGAUUCCACUGACAUAGAGAGCGGGCUGGGCAACUAUGCAAUCAAGUGUAACUGCAGCGUUAAUAACGGCACCAUUUGCCGUAUAACUAAAUUGAAAGUUUUCGGUGAGAGUGUGAAUAGCAGUAUACCGGAAGCCCUGUGGAACCUUACUGCCCUGAGUUAUCUGAAUCUGGGUCAGAAUAUGUUAACAGGGACGUUGUCUCCAUCGAUUGGGAAUUUAACGUCCAUGCAGUCCCUGAGACUUGGCCCAAACAGUUUUUCUGGCAGCCUACCGUCUGAACUCGGGAACUUACUUAAUCUGCAGGAGCUAUACAUUGAUAGUGCUGGAGUUAGUGGUCCAAUUCCUUCAACUUUCAUUAAACUGCAGAACAUGCAGACAUUGUGGGCAUUUGACAACCAAUUCACUGGAAAGAUACCUGAUUUCAUUGGCAAGUGGACAAAACUUACCACGUUGAGGCUGCAAGGGAAUUCUUUCGAAGGUCCAAUACCUUCUAGCUUUUCAAAUUUGACUUCAAUGGCUGACCUGCGGAUAAGUGAAUUAUCAAAUGGUAGUUCUUCUUUGUCAUUCAUCAAAAAUAUGAAGUCGUUAAAGACACUGGUUUUGAGAAAUAAUAUGAUGUCUGGUACUUUUCCUGCUGAUAUUUGGGAUCUUCAAAACUUACGGAUCCUAGACUUAAGCUUCAACAGCUUUACUGGUCAGCUGCCAUCUUCCCUCUUCAGUAUGAGUUCACUUUCUCACUUGUUCUUGGGGAACAAUCUGUUAUCUGGUUCUGUGCCUUCACAAAAAAGUUCAUCUCUGCUGAACAUUGACUUGUCGUACAACAAUAUGACGGGAAGCUUACCUUCUUGGUUUAAUCAAACAAAUUUGCAAGUAAAUUUGGUGGGCAAUUCUUUUAGUUCUAAUAUCAGUGGCCUGCCUUCAGGUUUGUACUGUCUUCAGAAGAGCUUCCCAUGUCACAUAAACCCUCCCUAUUCUUCCUUUGCAGUAAAUUGUGGUGGCCUUGACAUUAAAUCCGGGACUCUGGGCACACUAUUUGAAAGAGACAAUGCAUCUCUAAAUGCUUCAUCCUAUUUUACUACUGAGACAAAGAAGUGGGCUGUCAGUAGCAAUGGGGUGUUUAUUGACAUCGACAAUCCUCAAUAUAUCCUAAACAGCCAGUCACAGUUUACCAACACUUUAGACUCUGAGUUAUUCCAAACGGCAAGGGCAUCGCCUGGAUCAUUGCGAUACUAUGGCCUGGGUCUUGAAAAUGGGAACUAUACGGUACAGCUAGAAUUUGCUGAGACAACUAUCCAAGGUUCUGUUGGCAGGCGUCUUUUUGACAUCCACAUUCAGGGUAACCUGGCAAAGAAAGACUUUGACAUAACAAAGCAAGCAGGCGGUACCUAUUUAAGAUCUGUUUCAUUGAACUACACGGCAAAUGUAUCUCAAAAUUUCCUUGAAAUCCACUUCUUCUGGGCUGGAAAAGGAACUUGUUGUAUUCCAGUAGCAGGCACUUAUGGACCAACUGUUUCAGCAAUUAGUGUAACCCCAGACUUUAUACCAGAAAGUAGCCCCUCAUCAAAUCCUCCCCCCCAAAAGAGCAGAACUGGACUAGUUGUUGGGACUGUUGCGGCUGUCAUAGUGGCAAUUGGAAUCACGGUCAUCAUUUCAGUUCUUUUUCUAAAGCAAAGAAAGAAAAAACUCCUCUUGGCAUCUGCAGAUGAAGAGCUUUUGGUAACGGGUGCAAGACCAAACACAUUUAGCUAUGCUGAACUGAAGACCGCAACUGAAGACUUCAACCCUGCAAAUAAAUUGGGACAAGGGGGUUUUGGAACAGUUUAUAAGGGCUCUCUUGCUGAUGGGAAGGUAGUUGCUGUAAAGCGUCUCUCGGCUGCAUCUCAACAGGGAAGGAGUCAGUUUCUUACAGAGAUUGCUGCCAUAUCUGCAGUGCAGCACCGGAAUCUUGUAAAAUUGUACGGAUGCUGCCUUGAGGGAGAUCAACGUCUUUUGGUGUAUGAGUAUCUUGAAAACAAAAGCCUGGACCAAGCACUUUUUGGAAAAAGUGGACUUAACCUUGAUUGGCCUACUCGCUAUGAAAUCUGCCUGGGCACAGCUCAGGGGCUUGCUUAUCUUCAUGAAGAGUCAAGGAUAAGGAUUGUGCACAGAGAUGUGAAAGCAAGUAAUAUACUGCUUGAUGCCGAGCUUAGCCCAAAGAUCUCUGAUUUUGGUUUAGCAAAGCUCUAUGAUGAUAAGAAGACUCAUAUUAGUACAAGAGUUGCUGGAACGAUUGGAUAUCUUGCACCAGAGUAUGCAAUGCGUGGGCACCUAACAGAGAAAGCAGACGUUUUUGGAUUUGGUGUUGUCAUGCUUGAAAUCCUCAGUGGAAGGCCCAAUGCAGACACAAGCUUGGAUAGAAGCAAGAUUUAUUUACUAGAAUGGGCCUGGCAUUUACAUGAAAGCAACUCUGAGUUGGACUUGGUGGACAAGUUUCUUACAGAUUUUAAUGAGAAAGAAGCUCUUAGAUUGAUUGGAGUUGCAUUACUGUGCACACAAGCAUCUCCAGGACUUCGACCACCCAUGUCCCGUGUGGUAGCCAUGAUAUCAGGUGACAUAGACGUAAACCCAGUGAUGUCAAGACCUGGAUAUUUGACUGAUUGGGAUUUCGAUGACACAAGCAACUUCAUCAGCAAUGUCACUUCUACUUCUGCAACUUCUAAACUUGAAGAUGGUCACACUCAAUCAAUUACAACAUCAGACGCGGGAGUGUCACAUUAUGUGCCCCUUACUGAUGAGCAGGCUGCCCUGCAUGAUCUUGUUGGAGAUGGAAGAUGAUAGUUUCUUUCCUUAGGUGUAGAUUGAUCAGAAUGUAUUAUCAUGCAUACUUUGAAUUUUGUGUUUUCCUUUUUUAGUUUUUUAGUAAAAGCAUUUUCAGCUGAAUGUUAUCCUCAUCUGAUAAUAUGUGCUAUAACUUUAUGAUAGGUUUCGCAAAAUAUAUAGUAAAAUCUUGAAUGGUA
This is a messenger RNA of Nymphaea colorata (pocket water lily), 3462 nucleotides long. RefSeq names its product probable LRR receptor-like serine/threonine-protein kinase At1g56140. The record is from RefSeq and is a predicted model, not a curated record. Gene Ontology annotation, biological process: protein phosphorylation. The transcript is spliced from 23 exons. NCBI's taxonomy places the organism in Eukaryota, Viridiplantae, Streptophyta, Magnoliopsida, Nymphaeales, Nymphaeaceae. Gene Ontology annotation, molecular function: protein kinase activity; protein binding; ATP binding. Bases 248 to 3280 code for a protein of 1010 amino acids.